This is a messenger RNA of Lucilia cuprina (Australian sheep blowfly), 754 nucleotides long. RefSeq names its product 28S ribosomal protein S14, mitochondrial (gene mRpS14). The record is from RefSeq and is a predicted model, not a curated record. Gene Ontology annotation, biological process: translation. The coding region runs from base 253 to 639 and encodes 128 amino acids. Gene Ontology annotation, molecular function: structural constituent of ribosome. NCBI's taxonomy places the organism in Eukaryota, Metazoa, Arthropoda, Insecta, Diptera, Calliphoridae. Gene Ontology annotation, cellular component: ribosome; mitochondrial small ribosomal subunit. The transcript is spliced from 3 exons.
UAUUCAUCAUCAUCAACAGCAGCAGUUUUCCCGUGAUCGUAAUUAUAAGUUGUAGUUUGGAUUUUUUGGUGUUAAAAACGUUUGUAGUAUAGUAUGUAUUUUAGUUAAUGAGUCCUGUCGGUGUAGUUAUUGUUGCAGAAGUUCCAUCACUAUAUUCGAUUAGUCGAUCCAUCGCAGAUGUUCCGAAGUACUUGAUAGGAGUACUGUAUUAAUUAUAGGAAAAGCAAAAGCUGUCUAGUAUCAAGGAACAAAAUGAAUUCUUUGGCCCGUGUUGGAAGUUUUGUCAGCCAAUCCAUACAAUUUGCGGGAUGCGGUUUCCAACAAGUUCGUACAAAAUAUGCCGAUUGGAAAAUGAUUAGGGAUGUCAAACGCCGUAAAUGUGUAGCUGAAAAUGCCAAGGAUCGUUUACGUGUUAAUGCUCUACGUAAAAAUGAUAUACUUCCUGCCGAGUUGAGAGAAGUGGCUGAUGCUGAAAUAGCCGCCUUCCCCAGAGAUUCUUGUUUAGUUCGUGUUCGCGAACGUUGUGCCCUUACGUCACGUUCCCGCGGUGUUGUACACAAAUACCGCUUAAGUCGUAUUGUCUGGCGUCAUCUGGCUGACUACAAUAAAUUGUCCGGCGUCCAAAGAGCAAUGUGGUAGAGGAAAAUAAAUUUAUACCCAACUUGUUUGUUAAAAUUUAAACAAUUUAUUUUAAAAUAAACUAUAGUAUAAACGUAGAAGAGUAGUUUAAUAAAAUCAAGAGAAUCUAAUUUAA